AUGAGCGAGGAAAACGUAGAAAAUGAGUAUAAGGUGAGUGAUGAGGGAAGCGAGAUUUCUGGAAAAACCCCCCAAGGAUAUUCAGGUGUACACAGAACGAUGGUUUAUUCUGCUGGCAACUGCCACUCUCAUCUGGUCUAAUAUUAUGGUAAUAGCUAUUGCCGCCGCAGAAAUCUGGCAAUCUCGCUCUGAGGUAGAGCGUCAUUGCCAGAGUUCUAAUAUCAUCUGAACAUUGACUUCUGCUAUUGUAGCAAUGGGUAGCGUUCUCUGCACAAAUCGACCAGACCAACAUGUUCUUCUGUGGUCCCGAUGGCUUCUCCGAUUGUACUGCCGCAUUCCUUUCCAAUCAAAUCUACCAAGUAACCACCCACCCCACUCGUUUUGACUCUCUGUCUUGUAAGUGCACACAGCUUCAUUACAGAUCGUUGCAGUAAUAGUCAGCAUAAUAGGAAUGUAUUUUGCAACUGUAUUCGGGACUCUACCCACUGUAAUUCAUUUGUUAGCCUGUCACCCGGAUAUUUCCGAUUUGCAGCUCCGACUAGCCGCGGUUUUCAAUAUUGUCGGCUCCGCGAUCCGUCUCGUCUCUUCCAUUCCUUCCCUUCAGAACUUUGUUAUCCGACAGACUCUAAUGCUAAUCGGAACGAGCGUUUCGGCUGCUGCUCAGAUGUACUUUGUAGUUUUCUCAAAAAUCGCGGAAAGUUGGUUCUUCCCAAUGCACAGGGCUUCUGCAAAUGUUGCUUGCUCAAACAGUAGGUCACACGCCAUAAUGCAAAUUGAGCAAGAGUUCAUAGGUCUCGAGCUCGGAGUCGUUCUCGGUACCUUCCUUCCGUCAAUCAUCGUCCCUUCUACUUUUAGCGCAGACAUCGUAACUCCUGGAGUUUCUUCUUCAUGGUAACCAUCGUUCCAUAGCUUCCCGUUCUAAUUAUCACUACCAGAACUCGAUCGUCUCAGUUUUCUGUCUGCUUCCCCUCUUCCUUCUUUUCGUUCUCUGCCGCCGAUCCGUUCCGAAGACGCCUCCAUCCGCGUCUUCCCAGCACGAAUCCAACAUUUCCGUGACCAGCGGAAUCUUGAAAUGUUUCAAGUAAGCGCCUCCUCGUCUCUCCUCACAUCUCUCUCACAGGGAUCCUCAGUUUCUGGUACAAAUCGUGGUGUACUCAAUCAACUUUGCAAUUGCCAACGGUCUUAUUUACACUUCAAAUGCCAUCAACUACCAGGGAUAUAACUUGAAGGGGUAAACUGUGAAAGUGAGCAAGUAUGAAAACCUAUAAUAUCUUAGGUAUCCGAUCGCCAUCGCGACACUUGUUUGUAUGUUUUCUGCGUAUUUUGUCGGAGUGAUUGCUGAUCGGACAAGGAAAUUUAGAGUUUAGAUUUAGAACAGUUCCAACUUAAAUGUCACCUGUGUUUUUAAGGCAAUCGCGCUGAUCAACGUUUGUGUGAUCGCAGUGUCCGUACUUUUUCUCAGAUUAGUAAGUGAUCACGUGGUGGAUUGUACUACACAUAAGUUACUGUACCCAAGUUUUUCAGUACCUCAUAAAGGCCUACUCCGGAUGGUACGAUUCAGUAAUUGUUUGCACGCUUCUGAGCAUCAUCAGUAAGUUGCCCACUUCUUCUUCAACUUCUUUGCCUUUGAGUGUCUUGCUGUGCAAUCCACAUUCCGAUCGGAAAUGAGAUGGGCGUGGAGACGACGUAUCCCGUGCAAGAAUCUAUUUCCACUGGCGUUCUCAACACUUUUGGGUCUCAUUUCAAUUAUUUCAUCAUCACUUUUCAAAGCAUUUUACAGACAAACGUGGCUUUUUUCGCUCUACUUUAUCCUUUACGCGCUUCAAGACUCUCACUGGAUUUACAAGAGCUCCGGAAAAGGUGGCAGUUGGCAGUGUAAGUAGCUCUCAAUAGUUUUCCCAUGUAAUCGAUGUUCACUUCAGUGUCAUUGGACUUCUGGGUCGCCGUUUCUGUGCUGAACGCGUUCAUCGCUCUCCUGUUUCUCAAACCUCGAUACAACCGACUUCAGAUGGAAGAAGAAGCGAAAGCGACGGAGGAAUCGAUUCGGGAGUCUGCAAUCACUAUCUGUAAAUAUUGAGAACUCGUGUUUGUAAAUAAAUUUGGAACAAAUUUACCCGGGGUCUCUUCAGUUUUUUGGAAUGAAAAAGCAACGGAGGAAAGGAGCAUAUGAUCGGUCAUCAAUCACUAGGCUAAUCGAUUAUCUGGCUGGCUCCGAGGAAGAGAGAAUCAUCCAGAACACAAUCCGUCUCUCAUCUCCCUAUCUCUUUCGCAGCGCUUUUCAUCCCUCACCUCCGAAUGUUCCCCUCUUCUUUCCUAAUCUACCCACUAUUCCUCACGAUUGUACUUGCUCAAUUUCCGAACAAUGAUUCCAUCGUGCAUCGUAAGUGCCGCCCGUCGUUCGAAUGAAUUCGACGUCUGAUUCAGAUGACGGACGUCUGUGGGAUGUGGUCAUUGAGACGUGCGACAAGGACGGAGCAGGCACCGACGCGGCCGCCUAUCUGAAAAUAUUCUACGAGUCGGGACACGAUUCGGAGACUUUCCACCUGGAUAAUCCGGGAAGAAACGAUUUUGAGCAAGGCUCGCGGGAUCACUUCAAGAUCUUCUUCAAGCAGUCGGACAUUGUCAACAUGGGACUUUUCUGGUGGCCGGGUUUCAGUCUCAGCCAGUCUUGGUGUGUCAAUUGGGUGAGUUAGAUAGGAGCACUCAUGUAUUCCAUUUCACACUUACAGGUUCUUCUUCUGAACUCUGACACCGAAGCGUGUUUCGAGGGCAUCUUCGACAAGUGGAUCCUUCAUUACAGGUUCGGAAAAGGUGUCCACGGCCCGGCUUUUCAUACAUGGGACUUUCGGUUUUUUCAAUAUAUCUUCAAAAAUCGACCAUAGGGACCUCUGAUUUUUUGAUAAGAGUUCAAUUUUACUGGGUUCUUCAAAAUGGACCAGGUCAGAGGUAAAUGUAAGGUUUCUGAGAGAAGUUACAGCUUCACAAUUUCCACUCCUCCGUAUGUCUUGCCGGUCCGUGGUGUCACUUUACUGUAAAGUAACAAAUUCAUUUGCAGAGACCCUCCAACGUACGCAACUAAAUUCCAUCGUCUUCGGUACGCGGACUGUGUCCGUCCGGGUCCCUCAUCUGCCGAACGACGGAGCUAUCUGCGAUACGACGACAUCGUCAGAAACAGCGGGGGGACUGCGGCGGACGACAAGAACGACGACGACGAAUGA
Messenger RNA from Caenorhabditis sp. 36 PRJEB53466, 3218 nucleotides. The record is from the annotation of a GenBank genome assembly. Lineage: Eukaryota; Metazoa; Nematoda; Chromadorea; Rhabditida; Rhabditidae.